Messenger RNA from Cannabis sativa, 2308 nucleotides. RefSeq names its product vacuolar fusion protein MON1 homolog. NCBI's taxonomy places the organism in Eukaryota, Viridiplantae, Streptophyta, Magnoliopsida, Rosales, Cannabaceae. The record is from RefSeq and is a predicted model, not a curated record. Gene Ontology annotation, biological process: protein targeting to vacuole; vesicle-mediated transport. Bases 221 to 2032 code for a protein of 603 amino acids. The transcript has 14 exons.
AUUGUGUAAAGUCCAUAACGAAACCCACAACAGUUUCGGAACCGGUAUCGGAAUCAACCCAUUCUCACCUACUGGUCAGACCUCACCGACUCAGAUCCACAGACUGGCAGAGCCACCACACCACAAUAUCCUUCUUCUUCUUCUUCUCGAAUUUUCAAACCCUAAUUACCUCUUCCAAGACUUCUCCGCCAAACGCUGUUUUUUUGUUUUUGUUUUUUCAAUGUCAUCAAAUUCCGCUUCUUCAACCUCCGGCGAUGAUGACUUCGUCGACUCGAAUUCAGUCGAGGAUCGAUUGGCGACCGUAGCAUUGGCGGACACCGUUGAGGAAUUUUCCUCGCCGCCUCCCAAUCUGGAAAGUCAAGAAGGUAUCGGUUUUGCUUCGGCGAGCGAGGGAGAAGAUGAGGACGCUGAGAAUGAUGAGGAUGAAGGAGGUGUGGCGGUUGGUGAGGGUUUUGUACGUGGUGGUGUUGUUUGGGGGAGAACUGUUUCGGAGAUUGAGGUGGAUGCGCCGGGAAGCCCUAGUAGUAGUGGGUAUGCUGGUGAAAGAGGAAGUAGUGGUGCGAGUAGUGGUGAGGUUGAGAUUGAUGAAGUUGGAAAUGAUGAGAUAAAGGAUUUGAGGAAUAAUGAUGCUGAGGGGGUUUUGGAUUCGCAAGCCUCUUGGGUGCCUGGAAAACGCCAUGUUGAUGAGGAUGAUGCUUCAGUAUCAUGGAGGAAAAGGAAGAAGCAUUUCUUCAUUCUUAGUAACUCUGGCAAACCAAUAUAUUCAAGAUACGGUGAUGAACACAAGCUAGCAGGAUUUUCAGCAACAUUACAGGCUAUUAUUUCCUUUGUUGAGAAUGGAGGGGAUCGUGUCAAAUUAAUAAGGGCUGGGAAACACCAGGUGGUUUUUCUUGUCAAAGGACCAAUUUAUUUAGUAUGCAUAAGCUGCACAGAGGAGCCUUAUGAAUCUCUAAAAGGGCAGUUGGAAUUCAUGUAUGGUCAGAUGAUACUUAUUCUAACAAAGUCAGUAAAUAAAUGUUUUGAGAAGAAUUCAAAGUUUGAUAUGACAUCUUUGCUUGGAGGAACUGAUGCUGUCUUCUCCUCCCUCAUCCAUUCUUUCAGCUGCAACCCAGCCACAUUUCUUCAUGCAUACACAUGUCUUCCCCUUGCUUAUGCAACAAGGCAAGCCGCAGGUGCCAUAUUGCAAGAUGUUGCUGAUUCCGGUGUUUUAUUUGCAAUAUUAAUGUGCAAACACAAGGUGGUGAGUCUGGUUGGUGCUCAGAAAGCUUCACUGCAUCCAGAUGAUGUGCUACUACUUGCCAAUUUCGUUAUGUCAUCAGAAUCUUUUAGGACAUCUGAAUCUUUUUCUCCAAUUUGCUUGCCAAGAUUUAAUCCCAUGGCGUUUUUGCAUGCUUAUGUCCAUUAUUUUGAUGCGGAUACUUAUUUGGUGUUACUUUCUACUAGUUCGGGUGCCUUUUAUCAUCUCAAGGAUUGCAGGAUGCGUAUUGAGACAGUCCUUUUAAAGUCAAAUGUUCUCAGUGAAAUCCAGAGAUCCUUGCUAGAUGGUGGAAUGCAUGUUGAAGAUUUGCCUGUUGAUCCCUUACCUCGAUCUAGUGCAUUAUCGUCGCAUCUGAACCUACCCAAACCUGUAACUGAUUCUCCUGAGAGGUUCAGGGACACAUGCGACGGCAUAGCUGGUCCUUCUGGACUUUGGCAUUUUAUAUACCGCAGUAUAUUUUUAGAUCAGUAUGUUUCUUCUGAGUUCCCAGCAUCAAUUAGUAGUCCUAGGCAGCAGAAAAGAUUAUAUAGAGCAUACCAGAAGCUUUAUGCUUCAAUGCACGAGAGAGGAAUUGGACCUCACAAAACUCAGUUUAAAAGAGAUGAAAACUAUGUUCUGCUUUGUUGGGUCACUCAAGAUUUUGAACUUUAUGCAGCAUUUGAUCCACUUGCAGACAAGGCAUUAGCUAUAAAGACUUGCAACCGUGUUUGUCAAUGGGUGAAAGAUGUUGAGAAUGAGAUAUUUUUGCUUGGAGCAAGCCCUUUCUCAUGGUGAUAAAACUAUUAAUCCCAAAAUAACUCUGUAGCACACCAUUGUACUAUAUUGUUUCUUUUUUUCUUUCUUUUAUCAUGCCCACACGCAUUUGCACACAUCAAAUGAGUAGGGAACAAAUCUUUAAGACUUUGUAAAGGAAUAUAUAUAUAUCUAUAUAUAUUUAUAUAUGUUUUGUCUUAAAUUUUGUAAUUUUUGGUAGAGCUUAUUGUUGAAGAGAGAAAGGAAGAAAGAAAACCUGGACCCAAUAAAUAAAGAGAUGAUUUGAGAUUUGUUUUC